CUUUCUCUCUCAAAAGUAAACAAACAUUAAAAAAAAAAAAAGAUUUCACGCUUCCUUUUGGGUCCACUCCAGCACACUCCACUUAAGUUGGAAAGAAGGCAUGAGCGUGGGCAAAACGAUCCAGUCUGUUUUAGAUACACUUCGGCUCUAUGCUAGCCACUCCCUGGCUCUGUGGCCGGGGCCAAGUUACUUGAAUUUUCUAGGCCAGUUUUCACCCACCUGCCUGGGGCGGGUUAGGGGGCGGUUAAAUGUCAACCACUCGGGAUGGCGUCUCAGGUUGUUAAUAUAUAGUCAUUUGAAAAACAAAACAAAAAAAGCCAACGUGAGAUUACUUGUAUCUACUAGCCUGUAAAAUCCGCAAGGACGCCAAAGAAACGUUAACCCAGGGUACAGCUAGCCCUAAACCACGCGGGUGAAGGCGAUUCCGGACUUUGAGACUUAAUCUGACGUGGCGGGGCGGGACUUCCGGCGGGAGACGGAAACGGAGCGAGAGGCGCGGACCGGCAGGCGCGGGUGACAGGUCUGUGGUCUCCGGGCGCAGCGCGGAAGCCGGGAAAGCAAGGCAGGACCUGGGCUCCAUUGCCGGCUCUCCGAGCACUGCGACGCCGACGUCCGUGCCAGGAUGGCUCGGGGCGAGCGGCGGCGCCGUGGAACCCCGGCAGAAGGAGCGCGGAUAGCUGAAAGGGUGGUUCGGGGCGGCCCCGCACGACGGGGCGGCGCGGCCCGUGGCGCUGUCGGGAGAGCGGCUCUGGGCGUUGUGGUCCUGUCUCUGGCCCUGGGCCUGUCAGGAUUCUGGCUGCUGGCGUGGCACCGUGUGCGGCGGGCGGUCACACUGCACUCCGCGCCCUCGGCACUGCCUCCCGACUCUUCCAGCCCCGCCGUGGCCCCGGACCUCUUCUGGGGCACCUACCGCCCUCACGUCUACUUUGGCAUGAAGACUCGCAGUCCGAAGCCGCUCCUCACCGGACUGAUGUGGGCGCAGCAAGGCGCCACCGCAGGGACCCCUAAGCUCAGGCACACGUGUGAGCAGGGGGACGGCGUGGGUCCCUAUGGCUGGGAGUUCCACGACGGUCUCUCCUUCGGGCGGCAACACAUCCAGGAUGGGGCCCUAAGACUCACGACUGAGUUCGUCAAGAGGCCUGGGGGUCAGCACGGAGGGGACUGGAGCUGGAGAGUGACUGUAGAGCCUCAGGCCUCGGAUACCUCUGCCCUGCCUUUGGUGUCCCUGUUCUUCUAUGUGGUGACAGAUGGCAAGGAAGUCCUAGUACCAGAGGUUGGGGCCAAAGGGCAGUUGAAGUUCAUCAGUGGACACUCCAGUGAACUUGGUGACUUCCGCUUUACACUUAUGCCACCAACCCAUCCAGGGGAUACUGCCCCCAAGUAUAGCAGCUACAAUGUCUUCUGGUCCUCCAACCCAGGACUUCCCUUGCUAACAGAGAUGGUGAAGAGUCGCCUAAGAAGCUGGUUUCAGCAUCGGCCCCCAGGGGCUUCCCCUGAACGCUACCUCGGCUUGCCAGGAUCUCUGAAGUGGGAGGAGAGAGGCCCAAGUGGGCAAGGACAGGGACAAGGGCAAUUCUUGAUACAACAGGUGACACUGAAAGUCCCCUUUUCUGUGGAGUUGGUGUUUGAAUCGGGCAGUGCCCGGGCAGGAGAAAGACAAGCCCUGGCACAGUUGGCAGGCAGCCUGCUCACCCAGGCCCUGGAGAGCCAUGCUGAAGCCUUUAGAGAGCGCUUUGAGAAGACCUUUCAGCUGAAGAAGAAGGGGCUGAGCUCUGAGGAGCAGGUUUUGGGUCAGGCUGCCCUCAGUGGCCUCCUUGGUGGAAUUGGCUACUUCUAUGGACAGGGUCUGGUGUUGGCAGACAUGGGGGUUGAGGGGUCUGAGCAGAAGGUGGACCCAGCUCUCUUUCCACCUGUCCCUCUUUUCACAGCAGUGCCCUCCCGAUCAUUCUUCCCACGAGGCUUCCUCUGGGAUGAGGGCUUUCACCAGCUGGUGGUACAGCGGUGGGAUCCCCGCCUUACCCGGGAAGCCCUAGGCCACUGGUUGGGGCUGCUCAAUGCUGAUGGCUGGAUUGGACGAGAGCAGGUACUGGGAGAUGAGGCCCGAGCCCGGGUGCCCCCAGAAUUCCUGGUGCAACGGGCAGCCCAUGCCAACCCCCCAACCCUGCUUUUGCCUGUAGCCCACAUGCUAGAGGGUGGUGACCCUGCUGACUUUGCCUUCCUCCGCAGGGCCUUCCCCCGUCUGCAUGCCUGGUUCUCCUGGCUCUACAAGAGCCAGGCAGGGCCAGUGCCACUAUCUUACCGCUGGCGGGGCCGGGACCCCGCUUUGCCAACGCUGUUGAACCCUAAGACACUGCCUUCAGGGCUGGAUGACUAUCCCCGAGCUUCACACCCCUCAGCCAGUGAGCGGCACCUUGACCUGCGGUGCUGGGUGGCACUGGGUGCCCGUGUGCUGGUGCGGCUGGCAGAACAGCUGGGAGAGGCUGAGGCGGCUGCAGAGCUGGGCCCACUGGCUGCCUCACUGGAGGCAGAGGAGAGCCUGGAUGAGCUGCACUGGGCCCCAGAGCUAGGAGUCUUUGCAGACUUUGGAAACCACACAAAAGCAGUGCAGCUGAAGCCUCGGCCCCCCCAGGGGCUGGUGCGGGUAGUGGGGCGGCCCCACCCUCGCUUACAGUAUGUGGAUGCCUUGGGCUACGUCAGUCUUUUUCCCAUGCUGCUGCGGCUGCUGGACCCCAACUCAUCCCGCCUCGGGCCCCUGCUGGAUGUUCUAGCUGACAGCCGCCAUCUCUGGAGCCCCUUUGGUUUGCGCUCCCUCGCAGCCUCCAGCCCCUUUUAUGGCCAGCGCAAUUCAGAGCAUGAUCCUCCCUACUGGCGGGGUGCUGUGUGGCUCAAUGUUAACUACCUAGCCUUAGGGGCUCUCUACCACUAUGGUCAUCUGGAGGGUCCCCACCGGGCCCGGGCUGCCAAGCUCCACAGUGAGCUCCGUGCCAAUGUGGUAGGCAAUGUGUGGCGGCAGUACCAGGCCACAGGUUUCCUUUGGGAGCAGUAUAGUGACCGAGAUGGGAGGGGUAUGGGCUGCCGCCCUUUCCAAGGCUGGACCAGCCUUGUCCUACUGGCCAUGGCUGAAGACUACUGAAGGGGAAGGGUGAGAGGGGAGCCAGGUCCCCACUCUGGACUAAAGGGACCAGGUCCCUAGCUUCUGCCCCCAGCCCUCAGAUACUAGCGCUUCAAACUUUCCUCAGCUCAUCUCAGGUGUCUCCUUACUGUCAUCCCACAUAGCCCCGGGGUGAAUGUGAAUUCAGAGUCUAUUUUUCUAAAUAAAUUGGAAAACCAUGCCAAACUCCA
This is a messenger RNA of Lynx canadensis (Canada lynx), 3342 nucleotides long. It is a transcript of the gene MOGS, whose product is annotated as mannosyl-oligosaccharide glucosidase. The transcript is spliced from 4 exons. Gene Ontology annotation, cellular component: endoplasmic reticulum membrane. Gene Ontology annotation, biological process: protein N-linked glycosylation; oligosaccharide metabolic process. The record is from RefSeq and is a predicted model, not a curated record. The coding region runs from base 623 to 3133 and encodes 836 amino acids. Gene Ontology annotation, molecular function: Glc3Man9GlcNAc2 oligosaccharide glucosidase activity. Lineage: Eukaryota; Metazoa; Chordata; Mammalia; Carnivora; Felidae.